GUCUCCGCCGCCGCGACCACCGCUUCCUGCAGCAGCCGCUUGUGGAACUGUGUUGCUGGAUAUGCCUCGAACAUCUGUGAAAAAAUCAGAUCCCAAAAUGGAAAGCAGAAGACCGCCACCUUUCAGGCCAAAGUCGAGAACAGAGAGUAGUGGGAGUGGAGGCAGGACAGAUGGUGGUCGGUUAAGAGGAGACGGCGGCGGAGGCAGCAGCGAUGAAGACUCUAGAGACCUUCGACAGCGUCUCCAAGAAGAAGCUUCGAUCUACAGAAGGCGUCUAGAUACAUACCGGCAGGCACAACAGAAUCAAGCCGCCCUCGUUAGUAGGUUACAAGCAAAGGUUCUACAAUACAAAAAAAGAUGUGCAGACCUCGAAACUCAAAUGGCCCACACACAAGCUUACCAAGAACAACCUUCAUCUCUGACUCCAACUUACCCCUUGACGAGUCAUGCUCCAAGUACACCAUACGAACAAGCUCAGCAACAUUUGAGAGAAAUGAGAGAAGAAAGAAUAAGCGAUUUAGAGACUGCUCUACAAAGGUUGCAGGAAGAACGUAGAAAAACAGAAAAACUGAUGCAGCUGAACACCUCCCUGAGGGAACAACUGGAAGAAUCUCACAGUACCAACGAGGCCCUCACGGCUGACCUGCAGAAGCUCACGAACGACUGGGAAAAUUUGAGAGAAGAAAUGAUCAUAAAGGAAGACGAAUGGAAAGACGAGGAGCAAGCGUUCAACGACUACUAUAGCACCGAACACAACAGACUUCUGAACCUUUGGAGGGAUGUUGUCGGAAUCAAAAGACUGUUUACCGAUAUUCAAACAAAUACUGAAAGAGACCUGAAUAAAAUUAAGGCGGACGUCUCGGGAGUGGGCAAGGAGAUGAUCAUGGCGUGCAGCAGGAUGGAUACCAAUUUGUUUACGGAAACAAUGUUUGGUGGAAAAGAAAAACACGAAUUAGAACAAGAAACGGCCGAACUCCGAGUCCAGUUGGAAUCUUUGAAAGCUCAAAAUGUUAGUCGUCAGACUGAAAUAGAUUCGAAAGACGACAAAAUUCAACAAUUGCUCAGGGAUUUACAAAUUAUGGUAAGAUAUGAAUCAUUUGAUGAAUUAUCACCAAAGAGAUCAGCUCGCAGUAUGACUUCCCCAGCAGCUUUUGCUGAGAGUACGAUAUCAGCUGUGCAAGCUGCUCUUCACAAAUAUCAAUCAUUCAUUCAUGAACUACAGGUGAAACUCCAAUCUAAUAAGGAGCAACUUUUGUUAGUUCGAAAACAAUUCGAAAACUCCGAGGACACGGUAUCCGCCCUGGAAAAUCGCAUAAAAGAACUAGUCGCACAACUGGACACGAGCCACGCCCAAUGUUCGCAACUAUCCCAAGACAAAGAAAUGAUACAGAAAUCGCUAGAGGCCUUGAAAACGGAGAAAAAUCAGUUGGACCGAAACCGCCUGGAAGUGAACGCCAUGGUCGAAUCUCUGAACCAAGAUUACGACAGGCUCCAUAAGGCCAACAACAAAAUGCAGAAAGAACUGGACUCCGCUCACGACGAAAAGAUAUUUUUGCAAUCGGAGAUAGAGAGACUGAAUCAGGAAGCUGAUUUGAGAGAAAUCUCUCUCAGAGGCGAAGAAGAUCGAUGCAGCAGAAUGAGAGAAGAACUGUUGACCGUUAGAGAAGAAUUGAAUAAGUUAUAUUUAUCGCACGACAUGUUGGAAGCGCAAAAACUAGAAGCUGACAACCUCAUUGCUAAUUUAGAGAAAACUAAAGCUGACUAUGAAAUGCAUCUAGAUAAAAUUCUGGGUGAGCAAACUGAUGUUCACGAUUCUCUUGUAAAAAAAGAAACAAUUGCUACCAACCUCGAAUUGGACAAGAAAAAGUUAUUGGAUGAUAUAAAAAAGCUAGAAGAAGAAAAACAGGCCUUACAACACCAAUGCAACGAUCAUCAAAGCGAUAUUCAAUCGUUGAGAAAAGAAUUAUUACAGGCGGAGCAACAGAAGCUAGAUCUCGAAUCCGACAAGGUAUCCUUGUCCGAGAAAUGCAAAUUUUUGGACAUUGAGAAAGGAAAGAUUGAAAUGGAACUGAAUCAAGUGACAAGAGAAAGGAACGAUUUGAGUAAUCAGUUGACGGUGCUAAGCAGAAAAAGGGACGCCGUUAAUGAAGAACUCAUGAGAUGUAGACAAAGAUUAGAGCAAGCUAAUGAGACAAAUGCUAGAGUCAACAGAAAUUUGGAAGAUUUAGUUAAAGACUGUGAAGAGAAACAGCUCAUCAUGACCAUCAGGCGCUCCACGAUCGGUUGGAAGCCACAAGAAGAGAACUCGAAGAGGAGAGAGACACUUUAGAGCGGCUCAAACGGGAAGCCAACAGCCGUUUCGAUCAGGAUAGAGUCAACAUCAGCCAGCUGAAGGAAGAAUUGUCCAAAUUCAAGAGCAAACUAGAAGAAGCCAGGACUCGAAACGAAGAGGACGUCAAUAAAUUGGAGCAGAAGAUUGAGGAAAUCAGAACUGAAAGGGACAAUUGUCAGAGCGAAGUGGAAAAUUUGAAGAUCCAGCUCCAUCUGUGCGAAAAUAAAGGAGAAAGUGUCAGUAAUCAAUUGCACGAGACAAUUAGGAAAUUGAAAGAAGCUGAAAACAACUCGGAGUCUUUAAGGAAAGAAUUGACAGAUGUGCGAAGGCUUCUAGCAGAUGGUAAUUUCGAGAAGGAGAAGUAUCAUAAUACCAAUAAAGAACUCAGGGACCACAUUAAGAGAACAGAGAGCGAGAAAAGGGAACAAGCUAGACAACUGGAAGAAGCCUACAAAACAAUUUCAAACCUUGAAGAUAUCAAAGUUAGCCUUGAAAAUGAACGAAACCGACUACAAAACCAAAUAAGGAACUUGGAAACGGAACAACUCCAGAUCGAACACAAAGUACAAAGCAUCCAAGAAGAAUUACAGCGUAGUCAAGCUUCCAACUCCCAACAGCAAUCUGAAGAGAAGGAACUACAAGCUAGACUUUUGAAUGAAGUUGAAGAACGGGAAAGAGCUCACCAAGAAGUACACCAGCUUAGAAAGCAGAUAUCGGAAUUAGAACGUAACUUGGAGCAAACCCGACAAGAACUAAGCAAAACUAGAGCACAUUCGGGUCAGCUGGAAGAGCAAUGGCAUGCCCGAGAGCAGGAUCUUCUAGUGCACUUGGAGGACAGCAAAGCUAGAGAAAAGCGACUCGAAGAUCAGAAGCACAACUUGGAAGUGUGUUUGGUUGAUGCGACACAACAAAUACAAGAAUUGAAGGCCAAACUUGGAGGAGCGGAAGGUAGGGUUAGAGCUCUAGAAACCCAACUGGCUCAAUUGGAAUCCUCAAAGAGGGAUAUAGAGCAAAAAUUGAGCAGCGUUGUUUCAACUCUUCGGCGGAUUGCCGGAGUUCAGCUAGAUGGAUCUGUCACGAUGCCUUAUAGGCUGCUGAGUCCUUCAAGGAGAUGGAGUCCGGCUCGAACAUAUGAAGACGGUCGAGAUGGAUCUAUAGAUAUAGAUCCGGAAGUUGUCCGGAAAGGCGUGAGAAAUUUAAUGCAGCAAGUAGCACAAAUUGAGAGGGAACGAGACGACUACAAAACACAAGUACAAACGAGCAAGAAGCAGCUUCAAGAGGCCCAGGAAAAUCAAAAUAAGGGUGACAAUAAGCUGAGUAAAGUUUUGCAGAACUUGAGGAUUUUACAGGAAGAGAAGAGUAAUUUGGAAGCGAAAUUGAACCAGAAAAAUGUUGAAGUUCAGUCACAAACCCAAGCUCUCGAGAAAAAGAGUGAGGAAGCCAAGCAAAUGAGAGAAAAAGUUGUCAACUUAGAACUCACAUUGAGCAGUGGUAAUGAAGAGAAACAACAAUACGAGGACAAAAUAGAAAAAAUGAGAAUGGCUCUUGAACGACUUGAAUGUGAAAAGCGUAACCUACAAGAAGAACUUAGCAGAACUGAAAGCAGGUCAACCAAACUUGAGCUUCAGCGAAUGUCAGCAGAAGGUGAUUUACAAAGAUUGCAGAUGAUGUUACAAGAAAAAGAUAAUAACAUACAGAAAAUACAAGAAAAAUGCGAGAAACAAAGUCGCACCAUUGCCAGCUUGGAAGAAAGAUGCGUUUCUCUAAAAUCUACCAUCGAUCAGAUGACUCUAUCGCUGGAAAAGGCUUCUGCUAGCGAGUCUGAAUUGAAAUCUGAAUUACAGAGUUUACAGAGAGCAUUGAUGGAAACGACUUCGGCUUCUCAAACGAGCGCUGAAAGAUUUAAACAGUUGCAAAAGCAAUUGGCCAACAGCGAAAACGAACGGCGUGUUAUAACCGAAAGAUUCGAAGCCACUCAACAAAAUCUCGCUGAAAUGAGGAGGAAUAACCAAAUUCUUCAAGAUCAAGUGUCUAGACUCAAUAACGAACUGGCGAACAACGAAGUGCAAAGAUCCGGUUUAGAAUCUCAAUUGAGAUUAGCUCAAUGGCCGACCGACACCACCAUAGCGUCGCACCACGAGGAAGAGCUGAAGAACCAACUUCAUGCGUGUCAACGGGAAAGAAACGAGCUGAGAGCCAAGGUCGACUCUAUGAAUAGUAAGUUACGCCAACUAGAUGCGGAAAAUCGUAACUUAGAAAGAGCCGCGUCCAAGGUACCUGCAGGGGUUAGAAGCAAGUCGUAUGAGCGUGAGCGCCCGGAAAAAUACGAAACAGAAUCCGCCACAAGCGAGAACAGAGAACUGAGAAUGAAAAUUUCGCGUUUGGAAGCAGAAUUAGCCGAAAAAGAUGCAGAAAUCAAUAGACUGAAAAGUCAAAGGCAACCUCUGGAUUCGAAAUUCGACAGAGCCGAAAUCGAGAGAUAUAGAGCGGCUCAACUCCAAGCUGAAAGAUUAUUGGAAGCUAGGGAACAGAGCCAUCGGCAGCAAGUAGCUAGAUUGGAGAACCAGGUAACCCUACUACGAGAACAACUCAACCAGGAAAUCAAACGGAGACAACAGUACGUUCUGAGAAGUACCAAAGCCGGCAGGGAGAUGCAGCAGCUGAGGCAAGCCCUGGGCGAUUCGUUGCGAACAGUAUCUCAGGACCCUUCUUUGGACGCUCUACUUUUAGAGCACGAAGCAAGAAAACUAGAUAACACCUUAUCCAACACUGCCAGUUUGCCACCAGCAUUAGCUUUACCUUCGUCCUCGUAUAGGAGGUCGACGACGCCACAACCAAAGUAGAGAGUUUUGUAGAAAAAAGGUAUUUUUACUUUGUUACCUACAUAUACGUACCGGUUUGUUGACAGUCAAAAAGUUUCCUUUACGUAAUUACGAAUCACUUGAAGUAUAAUUUGCACCAAAGGUUAUAUAUUUAUAGCAUCAACAUUAAUGUAUUUAUUUCAGUGGUAUAGUUUUUGUUUAUAUUGAUAGAAAACACAAAUUCACUGCCAUUUUUAUAUUUCUAGUUCAUCCUUCAGAAUGAAAUAGAUAACAAUUUCAUCAACAUUUAUUACAACUCGAUUAUUUCAAUUUCGUAGUUAGUUCCAAAUAUUAUAUAUAAAGUGUGUAUUUUCUGCUAAGUUGGAUGAAGUAUUUCUUUCUGCUGAUACAAUUUUUAGGUGAAUUUAAUAUUAAGAUCCGUCCAUGUGUUUUUAUAUAUUUGACAAAAUGUAAGAAAGUUAAGCAAUAAAAACUACUAUGACACACCUUA
This is a messenger RNA of Leptinotarsa decemlineata (Colorado potato beetle), 5644 nucleotides long. It is a transcript of the gene Root, whose product is annotated as ciliary rootlet coiled-coil, rootletin. Gene Ontology annotation, molecular function: chromatin binding. The record is from RefSeq and is a predicted model, not a curated record. NCBI's taxonomy places the organism in Eukaryota, Metazoa, Arthropoda, Insecta, Coleoptera, Chrysomelidae. Gene Ontology annotation, biological process: mitotic chromosome condensation. Gene Ontology annotation, cellular component: condensin complex; condensed chromosome; chromatin.